Molecule: messenger RNA, 3704 nt
Organism: Paramormyrops kingsleyae
Lineage: Eukaryota; Metazoa; Chordata; Actinopteri; Osteoglossiformes; Mormyridae
Gene: flcn
Product: folliculin
Biological process (GO): positive regulation of transforming growth factor beta receptor signaling pathway; positive regulation of TORC1 signaling; negative regulation of transcription by RNA polymerase II
Cellular component (GO): cytosol
Molecular function (GO): GTPase activator activity
Source: RefSeq, a predicted model, not a curated record
GCGUGCGAGGCGAGACGUGGCGACUGAUUUUCUGUCAUACUCGGGAAGUAAACCAUUAUUCCACUUUAGAAACCGUUAUUUAUAUAAUUAAUUCUCCUUUAUCGUUAACGUUCGUCUCUCUAGUUCAGAGGAGCUGGCCGUUUCUGUCUCGACGGCAUGUAAGUGGCCGAAUUGUUUUGAAAAACAUCGCUAUGACUGGGGUGUUUUAAGCAUUUGGCUACUUAGGGCGACCAGCGAAGAUGAAUGCGCUGGUGGCUUUGUGCCAUUUUUGCGAGCUCCAUGGCCCUCGGACCUUGUUCUGCACCGAAGCUCUUCACCCCCCAUCUCCAUCCCCUCCUCAACCUGGCCUUUCCAUCGCCGGAGAUAGGGACAGGGAGGCGGACCGAGAGGGGGAGGGACUCACCAUGCGGGCCAACGGGUCUGCAUCGCAGAGGGCGGACAUGUGUGAGGGCUGUCGCUCGCUGCCAGCCUCUCACCCAGGCUUCGUCAGUGUGGACAAUGAGACGGGGAUCCGCUUCCUGAGCCACCAGCACCCCAGACAGCCACAGCUGUUCAGCGUGGUCCGGCAGGCCUGUGUGCGCAGCCUCAGCUGCGAGGUCUGUCCAGGCAGGGAGGGCCCUAUAUUUUUCGGGGACGAGCAGCACGGCUUUGUUUUCUCCCACACGUUUUUUAUCAAGGACAGCCUGGCGCGGGGCUUCCAGCGCUGGUACAGCAUUGUCAUCGUGGCCAUGGAUAGGAUCUACCUCAUCAACUCCUGGCCCUUCCUACUUCGGCACCUGAAGCUCACCAUCCAGGGCCUCCAGAACACGGCUCUGAAGGUGUUCGACAGCGAGCAGUGCGUCUGCCCACAGAGGGCCGUGAGGAUGAACAGUGUUUUCUCCCCGGCUGUCUUUCCGCACCAAAGGAGCGGCAACGCGGCCCGCUCCCUUCCCUCCUUGACGCAGCAUCCCGACCUGUGGGCCAGCCUGCACUCCUCUUUCAGCUGGCUGCUGAAGGCUUGCGGGAGCCGUCUCACGGAGAAGCUUCUGGAAGGAGCUCCCACGGAGGACACGCUGGUGCUCAUCGAGAGGCAGACAGAACAAGAAGAAGAAAUGAUUGGGUGGGAAGGAGCAGAAGGAGGUUGCUCAUUACCUCAGCGCAACCAGUCAGAUAAUGAACUCGGGAGGGACUUCCUGUGCGACGGUGGAAAAGGGGAGGAGUUGCCAGGGCCAAAGUUCAAAUCCUUAAGGCACUUAAGACAAGUUCUAGGUGCAGUAGAGUUCCGACAGCUGGCCUGGCAUGUGCUGAUGGGGAACCAGGUUAUCUGGAGAGGACCAGACCCUUCACUCAUCCAGUCGGCUUUCAGCGUGCUCAAGGCUCUGCUCCCAGUAGGCUGUGUGAGGUCAGUGCCCUACAGCCCCCAGUACGAAGAAGCCUAUCGCUGCAACUUCCUGGGACUGAGCCCCGACGUCCCGAUCCCUGCCCACGUCAGCUCCUCAGAGUUUGCUGUGCUAGUUGACGUGGUCAAUGCAGAGCGAGGUUCCCUCUACCCUGCGGUCUGCGACGAUGAUAUCCUCUCCCUCUACCAGUUCAACAUCAGCAGUGCCAACACACAGCCUACAGACAGGGGCCCUACACUGCUCAACAAGGUGGAAGUGGCUUUGUCCAAUGAGAACCUUUCCGUAGAGGUGGUGUCACACUGUCUCCUGUGUCUGAAAGAGGAAUGGAUGAACAAAGUUAAGGUGCUUUUCAAGUUUUCUAAAGUGGAUGGACGGGGCCGUGAGGACACCCAGAAGGUUCUAGCACUGCUCGGGGCCACGGGGCCUGGCGAGGAUGACAACGUCCGGCUGCUGAAGUUCUGGAUUACGGGGCUGAGCAAGACCUACAAGAGUCACCUGAUGACAGCAGUGAGGGGUGGGGAGAGGACACUGAGUCAUACUAGUGCUCUUGUCUGCUUUGCUUGUCCGAGGAAGAGGGUGUGAUGAAAUCUUACAAGAAAGCAUCAAACAUCAAUUGAUUUAUAUCGAUGAGAUGGGUCCUGAUGGCUUUCGAGAAGUUUUUCCAAAAGACUACGAAAUUUCUCAUCCUUAUAAUGAUUCCCUAUUGUGUGACAAUGACCCGUGCUGUGUCUUCCAAGCUGCUGCAGAUCUCUCUCAUUCCUGGUUUCAGCUUCUUUUGAAACUGUGGAGACAACAUUACAGACACCCCUUCAUCAGAGAGCUGAAAAGAAAUCUCAACCAAAUUUCAAAUCAGAUAUCGGGCAUUCAUUCAACAAAAGCUAACGUUGUAGUGUCGUCUCCUGAAACACUUCUAAACUACACAAAGGCUGUCUUUUCAAAGUGGUUAGAUCAAUGUGCUCUUACUGAAAAGUCACUCUGUGAAGCCUCAACAUCUAACACACCGUUGAAAGAUGAAGAGGAAGAAAACAGGGUCUAUUCUCACCAAAUCGAAGACAAAUUCUCCAGCGACCAAACUCAGCCCGGUGGGGCUGUGUCACCCAUACCACCCUCAGUCUUUAUCUAUUUGGCUUCAUUCUCUGUUUUGUGUUUUGCACAAAGCAUAUUUUGAAUGCCUGUGACAGUUUUGUUUUGCCCAUUGUAUCAUAUCACACUUUUUGAUAAUGAACUCAGCGAAUGGAAACCUUUUCUCACUGUACCUGCCUCUUUCAAAGCCUCGGGAAAAGACCAUGAAGGACAUCUGACUGUAGACCCCAAGACAAGUUCUGACAACUAAAUACAGGCACUUACUCCAUGGAAAUGUCUGGUUCAAGCACAACAACAACAUGCAUAUCUCUACCAUUUAAACUCGCAGCAUUAUAUUUAUUAUAUUAAUAAUUAAAAUAUAUGCAUAAUUAGAAAUAUAUAAUAUUUAUACAGUAUUUAUUAUUAUAAACACAUAAUGAAAUACAUACUAUAUAUUUAUUAUUAAAUAUAACCACUGGACUCAAAGAUAACAUUUCGAUUCACAAAUGUGACUUUUUUAUUGUUUGUACCAUGCAUCACAUUAUUUUUUAGCUAUGCACAUCCUUGGAGUACAACAUGGACCAUAAUUUCAUCAAUGCUUCACUCAAGCAAAUGUAAAUGCUAUGCUGGUGUUUGAAAAGCACUGUGCUGUAGCAUUCAUGCACUGACAGUCUUAUGCACUGACAGUUCAAUGCAUUGAUAAUCUGAUGCGCUCACAGUGCUAUGCAUUGACAGUGUUAUGCACUGACAGUCUGAUGCACUGACAGUUCUAUGCAUUGACAGUCUGAUGCACUGACAGUUUUAUGCAUUGACAGUCUGAUGCACUGACAGUUCUAUGCAUUGACAGUCUGAUGCACUGACAUUCUGAUGCACUGACUGUUCUAUGUAUUGACACAUUGAACAGACAUUUUCGUUUCCAUAGGGAUGAAUUCUGAUAUAUAUUAGGCAUGGUGGUAAGUUAUUCAUGUGCAAACUCAAAAAAUUAUACACAUUCAUAAAUGCAUAUAUAAUCAAUUCUCCACUUGGAGCUGGGGAAUUCAAUAUGGUGCCUGGAUUAUAACCAAAAUAAUUCAAUCCAGUGUCUGAAUUAUGACCAUUAUCAUCAGUGUCAUUUGUGUUGUGUUAAUCAAAAUAUAUUGAAAAUGGACAGUUGUUCUCAUUAAGAGUUAUCUGCUGAAGUCUGCCAUUCUCCAACAUCAGCAGGAACAUCAUUUACAUAAAUUAGUAUGAUAUUGCACAAUAAAUGUUUGCAUGUUCUCCCGA